AUGGCACCCAGCCGCACGUGGGAGGACCUCUUCCCGCAAGACGUUCAGAUCCUCAUCGCUGGCGCCCUCUCUGUGUCGUGCGACCCGCUGUGCCGACCACCAGUGGCAGCAGCGGCUGUCGCCGGCGUGUCCCACGCUCUUCGCGAGCUCCUCCGGCCGGCGCUUGAGGAAAUGCGGGCAGCGUGGACGAAAUCAGGCGAGAUGGCGACAUCGCUGGGCAUGACCAGGGAGCAGGUCGAGUCCGCCACCGUGCUGUGCCCGGCAUCAGGCUUCGCGGCCGGCCACGCCGUCACGCUGGGCGAGCUCAUGCCGUUGCUGCGAGGUUUGCUCCGCCUCGACCUCGCGCACAAGAGCCUCGGGCUCCGUCCCUUGCGGCCGCUCCUCUCGGCUCUCGAUCACGCCGCAGCGCCGCGGCUUCAAUUCCUCGUCCUCGACGGCAAUCUGCUGGGCGACGAGUUCUGUGGCGCCCUUGCAGCGGUGCUGCUCGAAACCGACUCCCCUACGCUGGCCUCGCUCAAGGAGCUGCACCUCGCACACAACCGCAUCACUAGCCGCGGUAUUGCGGCGCUGUCAGACACGCUCUCUUUCGGGGCGCUGCCGCAAUGCGAGGCCCUCUCGCUGGCGUCCAACAGGGUUGGCGAUGCUGGCGUCGCGGCGCUCGUGAGGAGCAGCAUGGGCGGCGGCGGCGGCCUCAGGAAGCUGCGGCGCCUCUUUCUUCACUCCAACCUCCCCAUCACAAGACUUGGCCUCCGGGCGCUCAGCGCCGCCCUCUGGGACCGCGCCACCCUCCCGGCGUUGCGAGUGCUCCACCUGCCCGCACUCAGCUCGCACGCGCAAGCGCAGCACCCCGCGAUUCCGUGGUAUCCAGACGACGAGACGAUCGCGGCCUCCUCCGCGCGGGGGGUCGACGUGGUGUGGUGCUUCGACCUGUCGGACAGGGCGUAG
This is a messenger RNA of Emiliania huxleyi CCMP1516, 945 nucleotides long. RefSeq lists its product as hypothetical. Gene Ontology annotation, cellular component: cytosol; nucleus; perinuclear region of cytoplasm. NCBI's taxonomy places the organism in Eukaryota, Haptophyta, Isochrysidales, Noelaerhabdaceae. Bases 1 to 945 code for a protein of 314 amino acids. The transcript has a single exon. Gene Ontology annotation, molecular function: GTPase activator activity; small GTPase binding. The record is from RefSeq and is a predicted model, not a curated record. Gene Ontology annotation, biological process: nucleocytoplasmic transport; activation of GTPase activity.